Molecule: messenger RNA, 2646 nt
Organism: Rotaria sp. Silwood1
Lineage: Eukaryota; Metazoa; Rotifera; Eurotatoria; Philodinida; Philodinidae
Source: the annotation of a GenBank genome assembly
AUGGCCACAGAAGGACUCAUCAAUAUUCUUGAACGAACGGUUACUGGCUCACAAGCUGAUUUGGAGAACGCACGAAAUUUUCUUGCUAAAGCAGCUGAACAAAAUUUAUCGGAACUUUUAAAACAACUGUCCGAUAUUUUAAUUACCGCCACAAAUAAUCCAACAGCACGUGCACAAGCAGCAUUACAACUUAAAAAUGCUCUGUAUUCACGAGAAGAUACAUUAAAACAACAUUAUCAAGAACGAUGGCUUAAUAUACCAGAAAAUAUUAGAAAUCAUAUAAAAACAAAUUGUUUUAAUGCUCUCGGUACUGAAACAACAAAACCAUCACAAGCUGCACAAUGUGUUGGUUAUAUAGCUUGUGCUGAAUUACCACGUGGUCAAUGGCAAGAUUUAAUAAAACGCCUGGUUGACAAUGUUACUACAGUGGGCAGAGCCGAUAAUGUACGGGAAGCGAGCUUGGAAGCACUCGGUUACAUAUGUCAAGAUAUUGAUUCGAAUGUUCUUGAACCUCAAAGUAAUCUUAUAUUAACUGCACUUAUAUAUGGUAUGCGUAAAGAAGAAACAAAUGAUAAUGUACGACUUGCUGCCAUAACAGCUUUAUUAAAUUCAUUAGAAUUUACAAAAAAUAAUUUUCAAAAUGAUAGUGAAAGACAUUAUAUAAUGCAAGUUGUUUGUGAAGCUACACAAUCAGCAAAUUUAAAAAUUCAAGUAGCAGCUUUACAAAAUCUUGUCAAAAUUCUUACAUUAUAUUAUGAUUAUAUGGAAUAUUAUAUGGGACCAGCAUUAUUUGCUAUUACAAUGGAUGCAAUGAAAUCUUCUCAUGAUGAAAUAGCUUUACAAGGUAUUGAAUUUUGGUCAAAUGUAUGUGAUGAAGAAUAUGAAUUACAAUUAUUACAACAAGAAGCACAAGAACAAAAUCGUCAACCUGAACGAACAAGUCGUUAUUAUGCACGUGGUGCUUUACAAUAUUUAGUACCAGUUUUACUUCAAAGAUUAACUAUGCAAGAAGAAACAGAUGAUGAUGAUGAUUGGAAUCCAUGUAAAUCAGCUGGUGUUUGUCUUAUGUUAUUAGCAAAUUGUGCUGAAAAUGCUAUAAUUCAAUAUGUAUUUCCAUUUGUUAGUACAAAUAUAAAACAUACUGAUUGGAGACAUCGUGAAGCAGCUGUUAUGGCAUUUGGUUCAAUGUUAGAAGGACCUGAUGUUGCAAGUAUUAAACCCAUAGCUGAACAAGCUAUACCAUUUUUACUUGAAUUAUUACGUGAUCCAAAUAUUGCUGUACGUGAUACAACAGCAUGGACAAUAGGACGUAUAUUUGAAUUUGUUUCACAAGCUGUUAUGAAUGAAGAUUUACUUCGAGCUAUUGGUAGUACACUUGUUAAUGGUUUAAAUGAUGUACCACGUGUUGCAACAAAUAUUUGUUGGUCAUUUUCAAGUUUAGCACGAGCAGCAUAUGAUCAUGCUGAAUGUUCAGAAGAUGAUGAAACACCAAAUACAUAUUUAUUAUCACCAUUCUUUGAUGAAAUUGUUAAAAAACUUAUUGAAACAACGGAUAGACCUGAUGGUAAUCAAUCAAAUUUACGUAAUGCAGCUUAUGAAGCAUUAAUGGAAAUGAUUCGACAUAGUCCAAAAGAUUGUUAUGUUACUGUUCAAAAAACAACAGUAACUGUACUUGAUCGUCUUAAUCGUGUAAUAUCUGUUGAAAGUCAUACAUCAAAUCCAAAUGAUAGAGUACAAAUAAGUGAUCUUCAAUCAUUACUUUGUGCAACACUUCAAAGUGUACUUCGAAAAAUGCAUCCUAAUGAUGCACCACUAAUAUCAGAUCCAAUAAUGCAAGCUUUAUUACAAAUGCUUAAAACAAGUAGUGGUAAAGCAAGUGUUGUACAAGAAGAUGCACUUGUUGCUAUUGGUACUCUUGUUGAAGUAUUGGGAAUGAACUUUAUUAAAUAUAUUGAUCAUGUUCUUCCAUUUAUAUAUGAAGCAUUAAAUAAUCAUUCGGAAUAUCAAAUAUGUGCAGCUGCUGUUGGUGUUGUUGGAGAUUUAAGUCGUUCAUUACUUGAUAAAUUAGCGCCAUAUUGCGAUCAAAUAAUGACACAUUUACUUACUUGUCUUGGUAAUGAUAAAUUACAUCGUUCAGUAAAACCACAAAUAUUAAGUACAUUUGGUGAUAUAGCUUUAGCUAUAGGUGGACAUUUUAAAAAAUAUCUUGAACAUGUAUUAAAUACACUUAAUCAAGCAUGUCGUGCACAAGUAUCAAAAAAUGAUUAUGAUAUGAUUGAUUAUUUAAAUGAAUUACGUGAAGGUUGUUUAUCAGCCUAUACUGGUAUAAUUCAAGGUUUACGUAAUUCAGCAACAACAAAUACAACUGCACUUGCUGAAUUACAAUUAGUUACAGCUCAAUUACCAUUUAUAGUACAAUUUCUUGAAACAAUAGCACGUGAUCCAAAUAAAUCAGAUUCAAUAAUAGGUGCUGCUAUUGGUUUAAUUGGUGAUUUAGUUACAUCAUAUGGUCAUGUUAUGUUACAAUUUGUUGAACGUGAAUCAUUUGAAAAAUUAUUAGCAGAAGGUAAACGAUCAAAAAUAACGAAGACAAAAACAUUGGCUAAUUGGGCAAUUAAAGAAAUAAGAAAAUUAAAAAAUAAUUAA